AUGCGAAAGAUACCUGAGUUUCCAGCAUUAAGUAUCAUCCUAUUCUACACAUUUGUGAGCCAGGAGGUGGUGUCCAUACCUUUCCCCACAGAUGAGCUUGGCCAGCGUAUCUCUGUGACCGAGCGCAUCGCUACCCAGUGUGGGUUCACCCAUGGGAUUGACCUAUAUGGAAACCCAGAGAUCCGUAUCUCGUUCCUGGCUUGUUCCAUCCGCAAUGUGUUUGACCAGGAUUUCAGCCUCCAGCUCCAGGUGGAAGUAACCAGCCUUGAUAACCUAACUGCUGCUUAUGAAGUAUCCAUGAAUUGUCCCCUUGGUGCCCCAUGGAGUCCUCGUGAGAUUGUAUGUGAGGAAAAUUACAUGGAGGUCUCUGUCCGGCGGGCAGUCCCAGGAAUAGCAGGCGAGGCCUUGAAUGAAGAUUGGAUUGCAGCGUGGCCUGUGGCCCAGGGGGCUAUGAACCAAGUGUGGCAAGUGGUCUUCCAUUUCCAGAAUGGCUCCCUGCAGGACAUGAUGGCCACCCAGGCUCAUGCCUUGGGCUAUGGCUUUAAUACCACGGCUACUCGUGUCCUCUUCCGCACCCCUUAUACCACGCAGCAAACUGAAGUGGCUAUGGUGCAGGGCUUGGAAGUGGAGGUGGCCCGAGCCACGGUCUUCUAUAAACAGGCCUGGAUGAUCCUAAUGGUGGAUACUGCUGUUGCAUGCCCUGUCAACCCUCCCACUUUCACCGCCACCACGUUUCGCUGGACCACUCCACGGAUCAUGCCCUCACUGGUGGCAUUCCCCCAUCAGUAUGAAGAUGAAUCCGUUGAAAUGGGUGUGGAUGGGCGCAGAAUUGAUAGGACCACAAUUGUGCAGAACGGAUACAUCUUUUUGACGGAUGCCAACUUCAUCAGCAUCACAGUACCAAUUGGAGCUGCAGGAGGACUCACUGAGAGUGAUGUGAUCAGCAAUCAUUAUGGUACCACCUAUAGCAUCAAACUCCUUUUGGACCGCAGAUGGCGAGGAGAUGAAAGUGACCAGACUCGUCAUCGCAUUUUAAAGUCUAUCCUCACACCUUUUGCCCCUCAGGUGCCGGUGCUUAUCAACAACACAGUUCCAGAGAGAGGCUACUUUGACGUCAGCCUAGGGAACUUCCUACCUGAUGUGGAAGUGACUGCGGUUGCCAUAGGUGGCAAACCCUUAACGCCACCGGCACUCGAGGGACAUGGCUGCAGCCUGGAGGAAGUCCUCAACCCCAACAACACCCGAGUCUUCAUUCUCAAGGUCCCUUUCUCCAACCCUCUGGUGGAACAGAAGUAUCUGUAUGGCAACAUCAGGAGAUACACUUUACACCUUGAAUACAUCUUUUUCCUGCCCCCGAAGGGCAAGUCAUUUACCCAUCCUGGAGUGAUUGAAUGCGAAGUCCCUGAUGUUGUUCUUCCAGUGUUUGAGGGCUUUUGCGAGGCAGGACAGAUUGGCUUGGUGAUGACCCGCGGGAAUUUGGAUCGCUACUGGAUUCCUUACGUGGGUAGCCUUCAGCUGACAAACGAACUAGCAGUAUCCCAGAACUACACCGUUCAAGAUGAUGGCAGCUACUUCUACCUAUUGGUGCCAUUCUUGGCUACUGGCUUGGUGUACGAGGAUAUCUCUCUCCACGGAGUUACUGCUCGGCUAGAUUUCAGCCUGCGGGAUAACAAGACACUGCUGGCAAUGGUGGAUUUCUCCAGGUCUUGUAUCUUCCCCACUGGAAAACUUCUUGUAUGCCUUUCCAAUGGAACCAUGACUGCUACCAUGCUCAGCUUAGACACCAAACCAGAGUUAAACCCCAGGAGAACCCAUCUACGGGAUAAGAACUGUAGGCCGGUAGCAGCUGAUGAAACCAAGGCCCUCUUUACUUUCCCUGUGGCCACCUGUGGUACCACCAGAACAUUUGACGGGAACUACUUGGUGUAUGAAAACGAAGUGAUCUUCGAGAGGGAGAUGAUUCCUGAAGCAAAUCCUAUCAUUACCAGGGAUCCUCAGUACAGACUGACCCUGCGCUGCCGUUACCGGCUGAAUGAGACCCUUCGAGUAUGGGCACAACGGUUACUGAAGGAAUGGGUGGCCCCUGGGCCCUACCCCCAUGGUCUCAGAGCAUACCAGCAAAAGAGAGCUGCACAUGGACAGACCGUCUCCCAGCUAGCAGGUGGCGCUUCAACAGAUGCAAAGGGGAAGACAUGGCUUUGGUUCCUAGCUUUCGGUAUGGCUCUGUCAGGGGUAGCAGCUACAGCUGACACCAUGCUGCCUGUCCAAUUAUUUGGCUGCUGAAACAACAAU
Candoia aspera is the source of this 2292-nucleotide messenger RNA. RefSeq lists its product as uncharacterized. The coding region runs from base 1 to 2283 and encodes 760 amino acids. NCBI's taxonomy places the organism in Eukaryota, Metazoa, Chordata, Lepidosauria, Squamata, Candoiidae. The transcript has 18 exons. The record is from RefSeq and is a predicted model, not a curated record.